AAUCAAUGUAUUUGGGCCAUUUUCCAUGUUAGCCCAUUUCCUACGGCGAUACGAAGAGAAAGUAUGGAGAGAGUUCCUUGAGGCCUACUUCUCGUCUCUAUUAUAAUUCCUUUCUCUGUUUCUCAAUUAGGUUUCUAAGAACAAUAACAACUGUUAUUUCUUUGCUCUUCCGAUUCCUUUCCUUCGCCUUCAUAGCAUGUGGAAAAUUUUCGAGGGAGAUCUGAAUCGUCUUGUUCUUGAUCACGUUCAUGAUCAUGAUGGCCCUUGAACAACAAGAGAAAAUGCAGAAGUACUGUGAAGCAUCCACAAGAUGCCUCCAUGGGAAAGCAAUACGUCAUAACAUGCAAUAUGAGGGUACCUUUGAAGAAGGAUCGUCUAAGCCUAAAGAUGGAACUGUUAGCUACACUGGAGAUGGCAUUACUGAAGGUGGAUCUCUUGACAGCACAUACUUUGUGCCUUCUAGUGACGGUUACCAUAGACCAAUCUAUCAACAGGAAUUUUAUGUUUGGUCAGGAUAUCAUCCUGACAAUCAGAGGGCCCAACAGAACCAAUUUUAUGCACUAGAAGAUCAUUUCUCUCCUAUGAGUCAUGACUACUGUAUUCCAGAUGAUAAUCGAUUUCAAUAUGUUCCCUUCAGGAAGGUAUUCCAAAAUUACCAAGCAGAGUUUAUAAACCAAGAGUUUCAGUAUUUUGUGGUUAUAGACUUUGAGGCAACUUGUGACAAAGAAAAGAAUCCUCAUCCACAAGAAAUUAUAGAGUUCCCAUCCGUACUUGUGAAUAGUAUGACUGGACAGCUGGAAGAUCAAUUUCAAGUAUAUGUGCGUCCUACUCACAAUCAACAUCUUACUGAUUUUUGCAAAGAGCUUACCGGUAUUCAGCAAACACAGGUUGACAAAGGUGUUCUAUUAAGUGAAGCCCUGUUGCUGCAUGAUAAAUGGCUGGAAGAGAAGGGUGUUAAGCAAACCAAUUUUGCUGUAGUUACAUGGUCUAAUUGGGAUUGUCGGGUAAUGCUGGAAUCUGAAUGUCAAUUCAAAAGGAUCCGUAAGCCACCAUACUUCAACAGAUGGAUCAACUUGAAGGUCCCGUUUCAUGAGGUAUUUGGUGGGAUAAAGUGCAACCUUAAAGAAGCUGUGAAGUUGGCUGGUAUUGUAUGGGAAGGCCGUGCCCACUGUGGUCUUGAUGACGCUAAGAACACUGCUCGUCUUCUUACUAACCUCAUGCAUCGUGGAUUCCACUUUUCCAUAACUAACUCACUGACAUGGCAACCUGUGGAGCUUCCGUUAACAAUGCAACAGUUUGUGGGGUGCCAACCUGGCAUUUCCCAACAACCCCCUAGAACGAAGGCCCAAUUGGUACCUUUAGUCCAGUUUCAUCAGAUUCAGGUUGAUCAAAGCAAAGAGAAACAUGUUUUCUGCUUCUGCGGUGCCAUCAGUAGAAAGCUAGUGGUACAAAAACCAGGACCAAAGCAUGGAUGCUUCUUCUUCGGCUGUGGUAAUUGGACUGCCACUAGAGGAGCCCUUUGCCCUUAUUUUGAAUGGGCUACUGUCUGAUCGAAGAAGCCCUUUAAUCUACUCUUUAACAUUUCACUAGGAAAAAGAAAGGGAAAAAGAAGAAUGAAGGUGCUUCUGGGUGAUAGGUGUCUCAUUUUAGUUGGGCUCUAACUUGUAAAGUUUGACUUCUUUAUCAAAGAGGGGAAUUGAUGAUAGGACGGUAUUUACCUACGAAAAGGAGUGCAUUUCCAUUAGCAGUUUUUAGUUUUUUUAAUUAAAAAAUAAGGAAAUUCGGAAUUUAUUACUUAUUAGGUUUGAUAUAAAGAAAUGGGGGACCUUGCCAGCAGUACUCAAAUAAUAGUUAUCAGGGCAUUUAUUUAUUUAUUUAUUUUGUUUUUUGGAAAAAAGUUAUCAGGGCAUUGUUUCUAUAUUUAUCGAAGAAAAUUUGGUUGUUCCUUUUCUUUUA
Messenger RNA from Cannabis sativa, 1956 nucleotides. RefSeq lists its product as uncharacterized. NCBI's taxonomy places the organism in Eukaryota, Viridiplantae, Streptophyta, Magnoliopsida, Rosales, Cannabaceae. The coding region runs from base 249 to 1550 and encodes 433 amino acids. The transcript has 5 exons. Gene Ontology annotation, biological process: exonucleolytic trimming to generate mature 3'-end of 5.8S rRNA from tricistronic rRNA transcript (SSU-rRNA, 5.8S rRNA, LSU-rRNA). The record is from RefSeq and is a predicted model, not a curated record. Gene Ontology annotation, molecular function: 3'-5'-RNA exonuclease activity; zinc ion binding; nucleic acid binding.